AUCAGAGGAAGUCAGGAUAGGAACUCAAACACAGCAAGAACCUAGGGGCAGGAGCUGAUACAGAGGCCAUGGAGAGAUGCCUCCUACUCUUCAUGGUUUUCUCAGCCUACUUCAUUAAACAGAAGCUAGGACAGCCAGUCCAAGGACAGUAUCACCCAAAAUGGGCUGGGCCCUCCAUCAAUCACUAAUAAGAAAUUAUCCUAUAAGCUUUUCUAGAGCCCAUGAUUUCCAUAUGAUCUUACAGAAUGAUUUUCUUAAUUCAGGUUCCCUCCUCUUAGAUGACUCUAGCUAGUCAAACUGAUAAAACUAUCCAGCAGACCUGGUUUGCUCCACACUUUUGAUUUAGAAUUGCAUUAAAGUUUCAGCGAUUGUUUAUAGACUGUAAAUCUUACAGCAUAGGAUAGUAUUUUAGAAUUAGAGGACAGUUGAGAGCAUGGUGCCCAGGCCAGUGUAGGUUGCAUAAUAGGAUCUGUCUUAAAAAAACAAUUGAAACAUUAAUAAUUAAAUGAAAAAUAUUUAAUAUGUGUCAUUUCAUAAAUGAUUAAAAUAAUAGCUAAAUAACUGAGUCAAGUAAAUAAAAAAAUGACAUUUCUGAGUAAAACUUAACAGACACUGUGUCUUCCCUUACUUGAAAUCAGCUUGCUUUCAUUAUUUCAUUUAUUGUUUCUGUAUUCUGAUGCUGUGUCUUCAUACACCAAAAAUACAGUGAACAUUACAAUCCACUUAACAAAUUCAGUGUUAACAAUAAAGCUAAACAUUUUAAUGUUAAAUUAUACAUUUUAAAGGUGGUUUUAAUUAAAAAUUAAAAUCUACAGAUGGUUUUACAUGAUAACCAGCUAAAUCAGGAUAUUUUCUAGUGCAUACCAUAUAUGUAACAAAUAUUUCAUUAAUCAAUUCCUUUAUCAUUUUUGUGGUAGAACACAAUAUUCAUUGCAUUUUUAUUUUUCAAAAAUACAGCAUAUUUACUGGGCUUGGUGGUACAGAUCUUCAGUCCUUGGUAAACAGGAAGACCUGGAGUUCAAAGCCACUUGUCCUCAUGACAAGGAAACUGAGCUUGAGAGAAGAAAAGAGACUUGGGUGCCUCACCCACAAAUCUGACAGUUCUGCCCCAGAAACCACAAGUAUGAAUACCAACGACAGUGGUAUCAACUGUCUGUGUGCCAUCUGCGGGGACAGAGCAACAGGAAAGCAUUACGGGGCAUCCAGCUGUGACGGCUGCAAGGGGUUUUUCAGGCGCAGCAUUCGGAAAAGUCACGUUUAUUCCUGCAGGUUCAGCCGCCAAUGUGUUGUUGACAAGGAUAAAAGGAAUCAAUGCAGAUACUGUCGAUUACGAAAGUGUUUUAGAGCAGGAAUGAAGAAAGAAGCUGUGCAAAAUGAACGCGACAGAAUAAGUACCAGAAGAAGUACAUUUGAUGGCAGCAACAUCCCUUCCAUAAACACUCUGGCACAAGCUGAAGUUCGGUCUCGCCAGAUCUCAGCCCCAAGCCCCAGUGCAACUGCUGACAUAAACCUGAAGAGAAUUGCAAGCAUCAGUGAUGUCUGUGAGUCUAUGAAGCAGCAGCUCCUGGUCUUGGUGGAAUGGGCCAAGUACAUCCCUGCCUUCUGCGAGCUGCCCUUGGAUGACCAGGUGGCCCUGUUGAGAGCUCACGCAGGAGAACACUUACUGCUUGGAGCUACAAAGAGAUCCAUGAUGUAUAAAGAUGUUUUGCUUUUGGGAAACAACUAUGUCAUUCACCGUAACAGCUGUGAAGUCGAAGUCAGCCGUGUGGCUAACCGAGUCCUCGAUGAGCUGGUUAGACCAUUCCAAGAGAUCCAGAUAGAUGACAAUGAGUAUGCCUGUUUGAAGGCCAUUGUGUUCUUUGACCCAGAUGCAAAGGGCCUGAGCGACCCCGUGAAGAUUAAGAACAUGCGGUUCCAGGUCCAGAUCAGCCUGGAGGACUACAUCAACGACAGGCAGUAUGACUCCCGGGGCAGGUUUGGGGAGCUGCUCUUGCUGUUGCCCACCCUGCAGAGCAUCACCUGGCAGAUGAUCGAGCAAAUUCAGUUUGUCAAACUGUUCGGCAUGGUCAAAAUUGACAACCUCCUCCAGGAGAUGUUGCUGGGCGGUGCUGCCAAUGAUGGAAGCCAUCUCCAUCACCCAAUGCACCCCCAUUUGUCUCAGGAUCCACUAACUGGGCAAACGAUACUUUUAGGUCCCAUGUCCACAUUGGUUCAUACAGACCAAAUCUCAACUCCGGAAACCCCACUCCCUUCCCCACCCCAGGGCUCUGGUCAAGAACAGUACAAAAUCACUGCGAAUCAGGCAUCUGUCAUUUCACACCAGUCCCUCUCUAAACAAAAGCAGUUGUGAGAAGGUGCUCGCUUCUGAAUGGUACUGUGUAAAUGUGAAACCCAUUGCUCUUGAAAUGUCUCAGGAUGGUACUUUUGCCAACUUUUAGGCAAGGCUUGCUUCUCCAUGGUGCUGUUGUAAGGUGGUAUCCUAUUUUCUUGUUUGUAACCACAUUAUGCUUAUUGUUGCUGUAAAGGAAAGCUUUCACAUGCAACCUCUGUAUAUUUGAAUUUGAAGGUUUUUUUUUUUUUUAUAGUGUAUUGUUUCCAACUAUUCCUGCACUGUGCCCACACUACUGGGAUCUUAUGUAUGGCUUUCUUUCUUUUUUUUUUCAUAAUAUUAAUUUAAAUCUGUAAAUAAUUGCUUUGUUGUAAUGUGGUGCAGAAUUAAAUGUUCUUAUUGGUUAAAAGUAGAUCAGCAACACUAGGUAAUAUAAAAAUAAACCAAUUAUUUUAAAAAAUAAAUUGUAAACUUGAAGAUUAGAGAAGGUGAGUGGUAGCUGUAGACUAGAGCAUUUCUCGAAAAGAUAAUAGUUGGGGCCUUCUGCUACCUACAGCAAAUGUUUCUGUGUUAACUUCAGAGAACUAACGCCAUUUUAAGGAUGACUGGAUAUACUUUGCAAUGUGACUAAAUUUGAAGAGGUCUGCUAAGGGAAGGCAUGUUACUUCUUUUAGUGAUGAUACAAGCCAUAGUAAAACAAAGUCAUGCCAAGCAAUGGCUCAAUAUAGACGGGCAUUCAUGUCUCACUCUUAGGAAAUAGGAAAGUCACUCAUUCAUUAGACUUCGGCGCAUCCCCACACCAGCUCUCUGGGAAACCAGGAAAGUCUUUCUAUGUGAACCUGUGUCAGCUCAGGUUAUACAACUCUGGGAGAAAGGACACCGGAGAACAUGUCUUUGAACACAUUUGUGCAAACCCAGAUCUGGUUGGUUUUAAUGAGAUUGGGUAAGGAUGUGGUUUUUAAAAUAUAUCCAGGCUGACAAUGGAAUAUUAUUUGCCAUGGUGCUCAUGAAUGAAGGUAAUAAGUACACAACUGCUUACAAUAUUUGCAAUGAGGAUAAGAGAUCAGUUUUAUACCUUUUGCAAUCCUCACAUCUUUCCCUAUAAAACUAAAGAACAUAAAAGUACACAAGAUUGGUUUUGAUUACUUAGGGAAAUUUGCAGCAUAGGAAUAUACUGAACAUCUAAUUAUUGACUAAAAAGUAGCCCCAACUAGUUGAUGUAGUACCUACAUCUGGAAUUUAUUUUCAAGGCAUUAAUUAUAGGACACCUUAUGAAGCAGUAAUAGCCCUACCUCUGUGUGUACUUGCUCUCCUUCUCCCAGCCUUUCUUGUUCUUUCCUUUUUAUAUUUACAGAAGUAGUGAAAAUGGUUGAAUACAUAAAUAUAAAUAUUAUUAUAUAAGUAUAUAAAAUCGAAUAUAUAUCAAAAGUUAAAAAGCAUCCAAAGUUGUAAGAUUUUGGGUUAAGGUUUUCCAGGGACCUUCCCAGGUUCUCAGACUAUGAGUCAUUGUUUCCACCUUCCUAGUGGUACAAAGACCAUUUUCAUAUGAACUAACUCGGCUCUAAAAGUGAAGUAGUCUGACAGCUAUCAGCACUUUCAUAGAAUCACCUGUAUUUCUUCAAUUGCAACUACCCUUGUAAACUAAAAUAUAACAUUGAGUGAGUGAGGGGGAAGGCAAAGAGAAAGAGGGGUUCCUUAAUUCUUAAUAUUUUGAAAAUUUACUCUUGUUCCAUGAAACAAGCAAGUAACUAAAUCUCAUGAGUAUAAAUAUCAUUUGUAGGUUUUGUUUCCUUCUUUAAUGUUACUCUCCUAAAAUAAAAAACUAGUCUACCUGGGCCACUAUAAGAAAAUACGAUAUACUGGGAAAAGUAAACAACAAAAAUUUAUUUCUCAUUGCUGUCCAUGUUAGGAAGCCCAUAAGCAAAGAAUUAUCAGAUUCUCUCUCUGAUCUAUAGAUGGCUAUUUGUGAAACAACUCUCAGGGACCACUUUUGUAAGAAUACCAUUCUCCCUCAUGCAGGCUCAGCCCUCGUGACCUCUUUACCUUCCAGUAUCCCCAUCUCUGCAUAGCAUAUUUUUGACUGUGUAGCAACAUAAGUGAGGAGGCAUUUGGGCAUUCAGACCAUGGCAAAUCAUCUAAAAACACAGAAUAUAAAAUUUAUAUUUUGGUGAAUAAUGUGUUCAUAAAAAUUUAUGAAAAAGUUAUGUUUAAAAAACUAUUGCUAAUAACUUUGUUUUGAUAACUAUUGUCAGGGAAUUUGUAAUAUAGUAUUUUUAUACAUCAAGCUGCCAGAAAUGGUGGACAAAGAAGAACUGAUGUUUUCAAUGUAUUAUCAUGAUAUUGUUAAGAAAAGUCAUUGCUUUUAUAAAAUACACUUUUUCAGGUGACAGAUAUAAAUAAUUUAUUGUGAGAUAACAAUUCAUUUUAUAAAUGCAAAAUUAUUUUUAUAAAUUUCAUUGUUGAAAAUCAGAAAUGAGUAACUUUUUAAAUGUUGAAUUACAGUGAGAUUAAAAUAUUUCUAAACUGUGAUGCCUGUUUUACUGAGCUUUCUAAAUAAAAACUGAGAAAAUAUAGCUAAAAUGGGAUGCUUCAUUAGUAUUUAAAACUAUUUUUAUCACUUUGGAAAUACAUUGCCAUUUGUAUUGUCAGUGUGUUAUAUUGCUAUAGAGUCGUCUUUAGGCAGCAAAGAUUGAUAUUUAGCAUAUAUAUACAUACAUACACACAUAUAUGUGUAUAUGUAUAUGUAUAAAUACCUCUAUUUGUAUACCUGGGUUUGAUUUCUAAUUUGGUACCAGUAAUUGAUAAAUAUGACCAAAAUAGCCAACUGUUAAUCUAAUAGUGUGUUAAUAGUGUGUUAGUCUUUUCAGUUUCUGUGAUUAAUC
Messenger RNA from Microtus oregoni (creeping vole), 5211 nucleotides. RefSeq names its product hepatocyte nuclear factor 4 gamma (gene Hnf4g). Gene Ontology annotation, molecular function: nuclear receptor activity; zinc ion binding; RNA polymerase II cis-regulatory region sequence-specific DNA binding. The record is from RefSeq and is a predicted model, not a curated record. NCBI's taxonomy places the organism in Eukaryota, Metazoa, Chordata, Mammalia, Rodentia, Cricetidae. Bases 1037 to 2350 code for a protein of 437 amino acids. Gene Ontology annotation, biological process: anatomical structure development; regulation of transcription by RNA polymerase II; cell differentiation. The transcript has 11 exons.